AUGGUGCAAAAAGUCUAUGUCACGUACAACGAUGUACACAAGCUCUGCCAGAACUCGGCUGAGCGCAUCCUGAACGACUGCAAGCCCAACCUCAUCAUCGCCAUUGGCGGCGGCGGCUACGUGCCUGCCCGUAUCCUGCGUUCGUUCCUCAAGAAGCCCGGUAGCCCCAACAUCCCCAUCCAGGCCAUCGGACUCUCCCUCUACGAGACACUAGGCACCGAGACCCCCGAGGAGGUCCCCGGCACAAAGGUCACCCGCACACAAUGGCUGGAUUUGUCCUCGCUCGAGAUGGCCAACCUGAUUGGCAAGAACAUUCUUAUUGUUGAUGAGGUGGAUGACACACGCACAACACUCGAGUAUGCCGUGCGCGAGCUGCAANAGGACGUUGAUAUUGCUACUGAGAAGCUUGGCCGUACUGCCGAGAAGACGACUUUUUCCAUCUUUGUCUUGCACAACAAGGAUAAGACUAAGAGGNGUACUCUUCCCGAGGAGAUGGUCAAGACUGACCACUAUGUUGCUGCCGUCACCCUUCCCGACUACUGGAUCUGCUAUCCUUGGGAAGCUCAGUACGUCUCUUGCUUUUGCUUUUGCUUUGAUCGCAUAGCUGACCACUCUUGACAGGNNGACAUUGAUGAGCACGACCGCAACGCUGCCGAGCAGGCCAAGCAACAAUAGAUCUUCUUUACGAACAAAAUCCGGCGGAUGGGGAGGGAAAACAAUAACCAUGGCGUUUUAAGGUAG
Molecule: messenger RNA, 741 nt
Organism: Aureobasidium vineae
Lineage: Eukaryota; Fungi; Ascomycota; Dothideomycetes; Dothideales; Saccotheciaceae
Source: the annotation of a GenBank genome assembly